Molecule: messenger RNA, 1659 nt
Organism: Ixodes scapularis (black-legged tick)
Lineage: Eukaryota; Metazoa; Arthropoda; Arachnida; Ixodida; Ixodidae
Exons: 1
Coding region: 6-1496 (496 amino acids)
Source: RefSeq, a predicted model, not a curated record
CCGACAUGUCACAAGCAAGUCGCUUACGUCAAAUUUUCAUCCAGGUGCUCGUCAUUGCCUGGACGAUCCACACAAAGCCCUAUCAACGAGCCGAUAAUCUGCCACUACCCAUCGGAGCCUCGGCGUCACUUCAGCUGCCGUACGCCCGCCUGAUCCUUCCGCCGCUGGAUACGUCCAGAUUCGACGGCACAGCCUGGCAACCACAGCUUGCGCCAGAUAACCACAAGCUACAAAAGCCGCUGCCCGGCACUUCCAGCGAGGGGCCCGGUACCGACAUGUCACAAGCAAGUCGCUUACGUCAAAUUUUCAUCCAGGUGCUCGUCAUUGCCUGGACGAUCCACACAAAGCCCUAUCAACGAGCCGAUAAUCUGCCACUACCCAUCGGAGCCUCGGCGUCACUUCAGCUGCCGUACGCCCGCCUGAUCCUUCCGCCGCUGGAUACGUCCAGAUUCGACGGCACAGCCUGGCAACCACAGCUUGCGCCAGAUAACCACAAGCUACAAAAGCCGCUGCCCGGCACUUCCAGCGAGGGGCCCGGUACCGACAUGUCACAAGCAAGUCGCUUACGUCAAAUUUUCAUCCAGGUUGGUCUUUUUUACAAACCUGUUGACCAUCACAGUGUUAGACGUUACUUGUCGGUGCCGAGCCCCUUUGCUUUUGUCUUUGUGCUUUGUCAUUUAGAAGCGUACAGUGUCUACGUGACUUGUGUAUUGUGCUACGCAGCAUCUAUAGUAAUAAGGAUAAUGCUGCUACUUUCUGGCAAUGUAGAAAUGAACCCUGGCCCGUUCACUCAAGAGCAAACUAAGAGAAUACUAGAAGUCUUGGAGCUACUACCGGGUAUACACAAAAACCAAGACGUAAUUUUGGCUGAAAUGGCGGCAAUCAAGCAAACACAGACAUCGGUCGAAGAAAAACUCACAUCUGUGUUUUCAACACUGGAAUCGCUCAAAAAAGACGUUACUUCACUGAAAUCCCUUGAGACUAAAGUGCAGCAAAUACAAGUUGCAUCCACGGAACUUGCCGAGCAGUUUAACCAGCUGGCAAACAGUCAUGAUGACCUAGAAAAUCGCUAUCGAAGAAAUAAUCUAAUCUUUUAUGGUGUUGACGAGGAUACAAAUGAAACAUGGGCAACGUCCGAAACAAAAGUUCUGCAGCUCUGCGAAACUGUGCUAGGCAUCAAAAUUGACCACUCACAUGUGGAACGCGCUCACCGACUGGGUAGACACAAUGCAGAGAGGUCCAGGCCAAUCAUAGUAAAUCUUUCCUCGUUCAAAACAAAACAAACUAUACUAUCGCAAACGCCCAAGCUGAAAAACAGCGGAAUAUCUAUCGGCGAGGACUUUUCUGCUAACGUGCGUCAUGAAAGAAGCAAGCUUCUGGGAUUUGCCAGGACACAAAAUAGUCAAUUUAAACUACGCUACAACAAACUAAUUAUUGGAAACAAAGUAUUUUACUAUGACAACAGUGAACAGAGAGUAAAAGAGAAAACAAUCUAGCAACCAGUACAAAUUCCACAGGCUGCCCUCAAAAAGACCAUAACUGUGAAUGAACUUGAUGUACUUCUCGUGAAUUGUCGUAGUGUAAAAAAUAAAAUUGAUGACUUAGCAGAGCUUGUUAAUCUGACAAGGCCCAGUAUCGUAAUGGGUACAGAGUCCUGGC